Messenger RNA from Alligator sinensis (Chinese alligator), 1066 nucleotides. It is a transcript of the gene MTIF3, whose product is annotated as mitochondrial translational initiation factor 3. The transcript is spliced from 3 exons. The coding region runs from base 125 to 967 and encodes 280 amino acids. The record is from RefSeq and is a predicted model, not a curated record. Gene Ontology annotation, cellular component: mitochondrion. Gene Ontology annotation, molecular function: translation initiation factor activity; ribosome binding. NCBI's taxonomy places the organism in Eukaryota, Metazoa, Chordata, Crocodylia, Alligatoridae. Gene Ontology annotation, biological process: mitochondrial translational initiation; ribosome disassembly.
CAGCCAGGGUCAAAGGAUCCCACCAAGAUAAGCAUCCAAAUGUUUUUUAAGGUCUCUAACAAACAACUACUGAGAUCCUAAUUGAUGAGGUAACAGUCUUUUUCAUCUUUCUCACUUCCUUAGAAUGGCUGCCUUUUGCCUAAGGAAAUUAAUACAUCAAGCCACAAAGAAUGAAACUACUUGCCUAAGUAGAUGCUUUGGAAGCUUCUUGAAGCCCAUGAUACAGAAGACACCGUUCGCUUCGUUAUGGGCAACCACAGUUGGAACUAAACAAAGACUCGUGUUUGUACAGACCAAAUCAUUUUCUUCAGGUGUAGACACUAACCCGGAACCAGGGGGGAAAAAAAAAAAAGUAACACCCACCACUUUUGGAAGUGUUGGCAGAAAAAUCCCCAGCCAAAUCGUGCAGCUAAUUGAUGAGAAAGGGGUCAGCCUAGGAAACAUGCACAGAGCAGAAGUUAUUCAACUCAUGACAGAACGCGAACUGAAGUUGGUUCCACUGAACCUUGAUGCAGAGCCUCCAGUUUAUGGACUAAUGACUGGACAGCAGAUUUAUGCAGAACAGAUUAGAAGAAAAAAGGCAAAAGCAAGCUCAGGAACUGGGCCUUGUGAGCUGAAAGAGAUACGUUUAUCUUCAGUUAUUGCAAAGCAUGAUUUGGAGACCAAAAUUAAACAGAUUCGGCAGUGGAUUGACAAGAAGCAUCAUGUCAAAAUUUCUGUUUUGAAAAAGAAUGAAGAUCCAGAAACAAUGCCAUUGCUCUUUGCUAAGAUUUUUGAAGCCGUGUCUGAGAAAGCUACUUACCAGUCCCAGCCAGCAAUCGUAGGCAAGAAGUAUGUGUGUGUGUUGAGGUAUAUAGCAGACACAGAACUUCAGAAACAGAACGUGGAAGAAGUAAAAGACAACAAACAGAGUGACAUUCGUAAGAAACAUGGAAGUGAAGCUACAAUAUCAAAUGAAUUGCAAUAGUGACUUUAAUUAAAAGAAAACAACAAAAACAAAACAAAUUACCAGUGAAAAUAUUCUGUACAAGUCCUUAUAAACUUAAUAAAGCACUUGUUAAGUUCA